Messenger RNA from Sodiomyces alkalinus F11, 361 nucleotides. RefSeq lists its product as hypothetical. The record is from RefSeq and is a predicted model, not a curated record. Lineage: Eukaryota; Fungi; Ascomycota; Sordariomycetes; Glomerellales; Plectosphaerellaceae. Bases 76 to 303 code for a protein of 75 amino acids. The transcript has a single exon.
UCCUAGUCGUCACCCUAGGCAUGUUGCACUCGGCGCAAAUGGACCAGCGGGACCUAUCACGGAUGCAGAUCUGCCAUGCGGGUGGUAAGCGGCAGCAGGGGCUGGCUGGGGUGCGUAAAGCCCUUUGUCGAGUCGACACCCGCUUCUUCUCUCUCACCUGUUCACUUGUGCACUUGUUCACUUGUUCUCGCCAUCGACCCUAAAGAAUUAGAGGGGUCUUCGCUCCCCAAAGUCCUCCCCUGUUCGGGUGAACCCAGCGCAAUGCCCAAUCACCUCGCCGUAUUUCGCUCUGGGUAUCCGUAGCUCCCUCGAGAGAGAAGUGCCAAGCACCGAUUUCACGGAGCAUCUUGGAAUGGGCGGC